Messenger RNA from Myotis myotis, 976 nucleotides. RefSeq names its product NADH:ubiquinone oxidoreductase subunit A8 (gene NDUFA8). Bases 113 to 514 code for a protein of 133 amino acids. Gene Ontology annotation, biological process: mitochondrial electron transport, NADH to ubiquinone. The record is from RefSeq and is a predicted model, not a curated record. NCBI's taxonomy places the organism in Eukaryota, Metazoa, Chordata, Mammalia, Chiroptera, Vespertilionidae. The transcript is spliced from 4 exons.
CCGGCUGCGCAUGCGCAGGCUGUAGGCGGCCUUCCGCGGUCGGAAGGGGAGUUCAAGGAGACGGGGGCGACGCGGCUGCGGCUGCCUCGUCCGGGUCGGGGUUACCGACAUCAUGCCGGGGAUAGUGGAGCUCCCUACUCUGGAGGAUCUGAAAGUGGAGGAGGUGAAAGUCAGUUCAGCUGUGCUUAAAGCUGCGGCCCAUCACUAUGGAGCUCAGUGCGACAAACCCAACAAGGAGUUCAUGCUGUGCCGCUGGGAAGAGAAAGACCCGCGGCGGUGUUUAGAGGAAGGCAAGCUUGUCAACCAGUGUGCUCUGAAGUUCUUCAGGCAGAUAAAGCGUCACUGUGCAGAACCUUUUACAGAAUACUGGACCUGCAUUGAUUAUAGUGGCCUGCAGCUAUUCCGUCGCUGUCGCAAACAGCAGGCAAAGUUUGACGAGUGUGUGCUAGACAAGCUGGGCUGGGUGCGCCCUGACCUGGGAGAGCUGUCCAAGCCUUUGCUUUGGCCAUUCUAAAGACAUGCCUCUCUGCCUACAUAUGGACUGUUCACUGGGAAUCUUCCUAAUCUUCCUGUUGGCUCCUGGUCAUCCUUCAAGAUUAAGCUAAGUGUUGCUCCCCACCCCACUUCCCCCCGAAAUAGUCCAGGCCCCUAACCCUCAGGACAGGUUAGGUGUGUGGAGUCCUUGCUCUCCUAGCACUCGGUUUGUGUCACGGUUACCGUAAUUCGGUGAGGAAGUCGCAGUUGAUUUUCUUGUCUGGCUCCCUCACUAGACUGCGCCCCUUGAUAACAGGGUAUAUCUUGUUCCCUUCUGUGUCCCAAACUUCUGCCAUGUGGAGUGACACAAAGUGAACUGUCUUAAAUGUUUACUCAAGGGUUGAAUGAGUCUAAAUGUGAUUUGCUGGCGCUCAGAGAAGAGGAAUAGUUGGGGCAGAGAAGCAGAGAGGAAACAAUGGGAGGCGUCUGGGGUCACAGACCA